GGGGCGGGCUCUGAGCCCGGGGGCAGGGCUCCGCGGUGAAGAGUGGCAGCUGGACUUGCCAGGCUGCGAGGGACAGGGUGCAGAGCCGCAGUGCCGUAGUAGCGGGCAGGCGAGAUAGACUGCUUUCAAGCUGCGGAUCCCCCAGCAGAGGUGGAAGACCCUGGGAGCUGCCUAACGGCAGGCGGGUCGCUUUAUCUCCUAGCAGCGCACUGGAGCCGUCAUCCCCCUCCCCCGAGAAGGCUGCGCGGGCGGGAAGACGCCGAGACGCCAGCUUCGGUCCCCUUUCUGUCUUUCGGUUCCUCUUUCCUCCCAAGUAAGGGAAUAAGAUUCGAGAAAGGAGCGCCCCAGGCAACCGCGCAACCAAGUGUUGCAUAGUGAGGAAAUGCCAAAAUUUGUGAAUUCACCUUGACUACAAACAGGAGAAUGUUACCUGAGGAAUAGCUGAGGACUUUUCGUAACUUCAGAGAUGUGCCUGCCGCUACCAUAGGCACUUGAGUCCCUUGAGAAGUGUCCUGAAGGGCUCAUUUGUUGCACACCUGCAAUGAGCGAGUCCCUGUGCUGGGCCUCAGCUUCACCCUGGUGAACACAGUUCCAUCCCUGGCCUCAACGUGCUCACACCCAGUUUAAAGAUGAGUGAAGAGCAAUGGGUCUCUCUCACUCCCGAAGAAUUUGACCAACUUCAGAAAUACUCUGAAUAUUCCUCCAAGAAGAUAAAGGAUGUCUUGACUGAAUUUAACGAGGGUGGAAGCCUCCAACAAUAUGGCCCACAUGAGCCAGUUAGCUAUGAUGUCUUCAAGCUGUUCAUGAGAACAUACCUGGAGGUAGAACUUCCUCAGCCCCUGAGCACACACCUCUUCCUGGCCUUCAGCCAGAAGCCCAGACAUGAAACUCCUGACCACCCAAAGGAGGGAGCCAGCAGCAGCGAGCCCAGUGGCCCAGAUUCUAAUGUACAGAAUGCAGAUAAUGCUGCUAAAGCAGACGAGGCCUGUGCCCCUGAUACUGACUUGAAAACGGUGGAGAAGCAAGCACCAUCUAAAAACCAAGUGGCUGCAACCCCCCUGGGAGCACCAGCUGCUCCAUCUUCAAGCCCAGAGUCCCCCGUAGUGUACCUGAAGGAUGUGGUGUGUUACCUCUCCCUGCUGGAGACAGGGAGACCUCAAGAUAAACUAGAGUUCAUGUUUCGUCUCUAUGACUCAGAUGAGAACGGACUCCUGGACCAAGUGGAGAUGGAUCGCAUUGUCAACCAAAUGCUGCAUAUUGCCCAGUAUCUGGAGUGGGAUCCCACGGAGCUAAGGCCUAUAUUGAAGGAGAUGUUGCAAGGGAUGGACUACGACCGGGACGGCUUUGUGUCUCUACAGGAGUGGGUCCACGGAGGGAUGACCACUAUCCCACUGCUGGUCCUCUUGGGAAUGGAUGACUAUGGCUCAAAAGGGGACGGGAGGCAUGCCUGGACCAUGAAGCAUUUUAAGAAGCCAACCUACUGCAACUUCUGCCACAUCAUGCUGAUGGGGGUGCGGAAGCAAGGCCUCUGCUGCAUUUAUUGUAAAUACACUGUCCAUGAGCGCUGUGUAUCCAAAAACAUUCCUGGGUGUGUCAAAACAUGCUCAAAAGCCAAAAGGAGCGGUGAGGUGAUGCAGCACGCGUGGGUGGAAGGGAACUCCUCCGUCAAGUGUGACCGGUGCCACAAAAGUAUCAAGUGCUACCAGAGUGUCACCGCGCGGCACUGCGUGUGGUGCCGGAUGACGUUUCACCGCAAAUGUGAAUUAUCGACGUUGUGUGAUGGUGGGGAGCUCAGAGACCAUAUUUUGCUGCCCACCUCGAUAUGUCCUGUCACCAGGGACAGACAAGGUGGAAAGUCUGAUGGCAGUAUGGCAGCCAAGGGCGAGCUUGUAAUGCAGUAUAAGAUCAUCCCCACCCCGGGCACCCACCCACUGCUGGUCUUGGUGAAUCCCAAGAGUGGAGGGAGACAAGGAGAAAGAAUUCUUCGGAAAUUCCACUACCUGCUCAACCCCAAACAAGUUUUCAACCUGGACAAUGGGGGACCUACUCCAGGCUUGAACUUCUUCCGUGAUACUCCAGACUUCCGUGUUCUGGCCUGUGGAGGAGAUGGGACAGUUGGCUGGAUCUUGGAUUGCAUUGAUAAGGCAAAUUUUGCAAAGCAUCCACCAGUGGCUGUCCUGCCUCUUGGAACAGGAAAUGACCUUGCCCGAUGUCUCCGUUGGGGAGGAGGUUAUGAAGGGGGCAGUUUGACAAAAAUCCUGAAGGACAUCGAGCAAAGCCCCUUGGUGAUGCUGGACCGUUGGUAUCUGGAAGUCAUCCCCAGAGAGGAGGUGGAGAACGGGGACCAGGUUCCAUACAGCAUCAUGAACAACUAUUUUUCCAUUGGCGUGGAUGCUUCCAUUGCACACAGAUUCCACAUGAUGAGAGAGAAACACCCUGAAAAAUUCAACAGCAGGAUGAAGAACAAGCUGUGGUACUUUGAAUUUGGUACCUCGGAGACCUUUGCAGCCACCUGCAAGAAACUUCACGACCACAUUGAGUUGGAGUGUGACGGAGUGGAGGUGGACCUGAGCAACAUCUUCCUUGAAGGCAUUGCCAUUCUCAACAUUCCCAGCAUGUAUGGAGGCACCAAUCUCUGGGGAGAGACCAAGAAGAACAGGGCUGUGAUCCGGGAAAGCAGAAAGAGCAUCACUGACCCUAAGGAACUGAAAUUCUGUGUCCAAGACCUCAGUGACCAGCUCCUUGAAGUGGUGGGGCUUGAGGGAGCCAUGGAGAUGGGGCAGAUCUACACCGGCCUGAAGAGUGCGGGCAGGAGGUUGGCCCAGUGUUCCUCUGUCACCAUCAGGACUAACAAGCUGCUGCCCAUGCAAGUGGAUGGAGAGCCCUGGAUGCAGCCAUGUUGCACGAUUAAAAUUACUCACAAGAACCAAGCACCCAUGAUGAUGGGGCCUCCCCAGAAGAGCAGCUUCUUUUCACUGAGGAGGAAGAGCCGUUCAAAAGACUAAACAGUGUGCCAAACGCCAGCUAACCCAAGAGAGAAAACAAGAGACUGUAACUACAUGCACACACACACACACACACUUACACAAACAUGCGCACACACACAAACACACACACACUUCUCUAAUUAGUGGAAGCAAAACCACCCUUCUGGAAGAAAACUUUACCUUCUAUACAGUUUAUUAAAAAAAAUGGAUACAUUUCUAACAGAGCCAGUGCCCAGAACAUUUUGAAAAGACUUAGGCCCACCAGGGUGGGUUGGCUCAUGCAGCGACCUCCAAAUUCCCACAGCCCUUGGGGAGAACUUUCUGAGACUGAAGGAGAAAUCUCUUUCUUUUCACCAGCUCUACAAGUUUCCUCACAGUCGCUCGCUGCUCGUGAGGAGCAGGCUGCAGGUUUCCUGCUAUGGUGAGAUGAGAUCGGAUGUGGUCGAGGGAAAGAGCUCCGUUCCAGAGAACUUGCACAAAGGUCCUUCUGUACAGAGACACAUCAGCCUCGCGCUCUCUGCACAUAAUCCUUGGCAGGGCUCAGCAGGCGCUCGAUGGUCUCUUGGUUGUCCUUUGAGCGACAGCUUCUCCCCAGACUUGCUGAGAAGGCAGAAAGGCUGUGGAAAGCUGUGUUUCCAUUCCUAGGUUCUCUACCCCAUUGGUGGGCACUUGUUCAUUUCCCCAAGCCUUCUCCUGGUGGCUGGGUGUUUGUUUAGAGACGGCUCCAAGAGCCCCCUGAGCUGCCUGUGCAGCGUGCCUUAGAUGUGGUAUUUAUUUUCUUAGUUCUGUGAACACCUGGGAGGGAAAGUGGAGAAACUGGGAUUUAUUUUUUAAACUGGUGUCAUAAUAUUGUGUAAAAAGGGAAAGAAAAAAAAAACACCCCCAGUUUCUUUUCUUCCUGAGCCAAAGCGUGUUUCCUGUUGAGUUCCAAGCCCUGGUGGUGGACUAUUUCCCAAAGUCAGAGAAGAUGAGAGGACAGGACUGUGCUGGGGACAGGAAGACAGUCCAUCAGGCAGUUCCCAUCACCUCUCCGCACUUCCCACCCUCAGAUUCUGAUCUGAAGGACCUUCUGAUGGUCUUAUGUGUGUAUAUAUGUAGCAUAUAUAUUUAUAUAUAACAUAUAAAUAUUUAUUUACAGCUGGACUUUUUCUGAUUGGAAAUAAACACAGGUAAUAUGGGAAUAGAAAGCGGGAAAGGAACCUUCCACCAUUUCAUUGUCAACACCUUUCCUCAUGCUGAUCAUAAUGUUUAAGGGAAAUGGAAGGAUGUCCUUAUCGUGAAGAGAACUCUCCUGUUCUGGAUCAUCAAAACAGCCAUGAAAGACAUGCUGGGCAGGUUUACUCUCCCAUUUGUGAGAUAAGGAAAUAGAGAAAAGUGAAGAGACAGCUCCAUGGUCUCUUGGCUAAUGUGUUUUGAGAGUAGGUGCCACUAAGAAGACAAUUACUAGAGGAAAGAACUCACACAGCUGGGAAUAGGGUCAUUUCUGGUCUCUGAGAAGUGAUUCCACUUGGAUCCAGGGUGCCAGGGGAAAAUGAGCAUGCAGCAUAUGUUUGGAUGGGACAACCCCAGGUGAUAGAUCGGGGCCUUGGUGUGCUUCAAAAGUUCUCUCUGACCUAACCUGAAGAGAAGUUGGUCUGAAGUUGAAGACAUGAGACAGAUCAUCACAUUGAACCCUCCACAUAUCUCCUCAUCAUGGUCACCAGAAUCCCUUCAUUUGGAAACACUUUGGCUGCAGGAAAAGUCACAAGCAGGACUGAGGCACCUUCUGCAAGGUGCUGCCAGCCAGGACAGAGGGGUGUCAGCAGAGCUCAGUGGGCUUCAUUCACCUGGCUCCAGCAUUACCUCCCCUUCCUAAGGGCAACUAUGCAGCACUUCAUCGGUGGAAAACAACAGUUCCUCUACCCAUUAGCUCACUGGGACUUCCAUUCUCUCAGAUUUCUCAAGAGAAAACAUGAGCUACUUGACAUCAUUCCAAUGAGCUGCUUUUAAUCUCCUUGCAUUGGGCCAGGAGCUUUGGACAAGGAAGACAAUAUUAAGAUUGUGUGCACAAAUGGAGCCCACCUCUGAAGGAAGUAAUCUUCUAGGACCAUCUUGGACUGAGAUAUGAGACCAUUCUGCUCAAAUAACAGUGCAGAAAUGCUGAGCAAGGGGAAGAGCAGGUCACCUGAAGAAUAUCCUUACUGAUGGAAUCCUAUGUGGUGUGACCAACAAGCUCCAGAAUGACUACAGGUCCUCACUCCCAGAUACCAACUGGAGUGUGUCCUAAGACUACUCAGAGAAGAAAUGGCCAAGAAUGGAUACCCAGUGAAGAAUUCAUCUGGAUCAAGUAUUCACACAGCAUUAAAGAUUCACGGAGAUGUAGUAAAGAUCAAGGGCAAUGAAAAGAGUUCAGGCAGUCAGACAUUAGAAUUCAGUAACUGAUAUCUAAAGGUGGAAUGAAGAUUUGAAGUGUCCUUUUACAAAUCUGUUGGAUGGCAAGAAGCUGGUGACCCAGCUACAGAGAAGAGGCUUCACAGCAAGUUGCUGACCCAGCUUCCAGCACAGCUGUCCUCCUCCAUAGAAUGGGAAGAAGUAACCUUUUAUGCUUCUCUGUGCCAUUGACCUUAAGGCUUGAAAACAAGUGAGAGAGAGCCUUCUAUCUUGGAAAAGUUGGGCAAAUGCUCCAUGGAGGUUGUUGGGGAAAGGAGCCAAUCCACGUCCCAUGAGGGGAUGAGGGGUGAAGCCCUGCCUAGAAAAACAAGAGCAACAUGGGGAGUGGGCUACAGUCCUGUCUCAGCCUUGUGGUCUUGGACAUGACCUUUAGCCUUCUGGGACCUCUCUUUCUACCACCUAUUAAGUGAGGGAGCUCUAAAGACCAUCCUGCAUCAGUGAUUUUGCCUCCCCCUGGGGUAAAUGCUGCAGCCAUAGGAGAUAAGGCAGGUUCCUUGUCCUCUUGGGUUUCCAACUAGACCCAAGGCUUCCCCCAGCCCUGCUGACACUGAAGGGCUCCUCCUAGCUCCUCAGCCAAGAAUCGACUUUCUUUUCCUCUCGACAAUCGAUUAUAUUUGGAAACCAGUUCAUUUGGGAGGCCCAUCAUGAAACACCACAAAGAAACUCUUUAGUAAGCCCUCCACCUAUACACACAGACACACACACACACACACACACACACACACCAAACCCUGAAAUGUAAGUGUUUUCCCUUCUGUGUACCAAACUUCUUUUGGCCCUUUCUACUUGCCAACAAGUUGGGAGAGAGUUCAAUCCCACAAGGAAACACAUUGCUCCCAUUAGGGAACUCACAAAUCCCACAUGUUUGGGGGUGACCCUGGGCACAGGCUGAAGCUAAAGAUCCUAACACACUUCAACUGCAAUCUAUAAAUGCAGACUUUACCAGCCAAGACUGCAGCAGAAACUAAUUAGCACAGUGCCAGGGUCCUUCCCUCCCUGCUCUCCCACCUCCACUGCCUCCCCCACCAUGGACUUGUUGUUCCCUAACAGCGGUUGCCUGCUCAAGCCUGCCUGUCUGCCUGCACAGAGUGCUGUGGACUUGUUCUGUAAUGCACUGUGUGCGUGUGUGUGUGUGUGUGUGUGUGUGUCCUGACUCUGUGGUUUACUGCAAAUAAAAAUGACAGCAGAUGACUGGCCCCUGA
This is a messenger RNA of Marmota monax (woodchuck), 6619 nucleotides long. RefSeq names its product diacylglycerol kinase gamma (gene Dgkg). The transcript has 28 exons. The record is from RefSeq and is a predicted model, not a curated record. Gene Ontology annotation, biological process: intracellular signal transduction; lipid phosphorylation; diacylglycerol metabolic process. Bases 630 to 3005 code for a protein of 791 amino acids. NCBI's taxonomy places the organism in Eukaryota, Metazoa, Chordata, Mammalia, Rodentia, Sciuridae. Gene Ontology annotation, molecular function: calcium ion binding; ATP-dependent diacylglycerol kinase activity. Gene Ontology annotation, cellular component: plasma membrane.